Bombus terrestris (buff-tailed bumblebee) is the source of this 1104-nucleotide messenger RNA. RefSeq names its product probable mitochondrial import inner membrane translocase subunit Tim17 1. Gene Ontology annotation, molecular function: transmembrane protein transporter activity. Gene Ontology annotation, biological process: protein import into mitochondrial matrix. Lineage: Eukaryota; Metazoa; Arthropoda; Insecta; Hymenoptera; Apidae. Gene Ontology annotation, cellular component: mitochondrial inner membrane; TIM23 mitochondrial import inner membrane translocase complex. The transcript is spliced from 3 exons. The coding region runs from base 118 to 771 and encodes 217 amino acids. The record is from RefSeq and is a predicted model, not a curated record.
AAUAGAGUGCGGGCUUUGUAUGCCGAGACCUGAACCCGUGAAACGAUCCUCCGACCAAUAAGCACAGAGAGGACGGUCGAAGAUGGAACCCUCUGCCAUCCCGCCACACCUACCACCAUGGAUAUUGAUCCUGAGCUUCGUAUCUGUUGCGGGGGCGGCGGCGCGACUCGCCGAUGCUGCCCGGUUCUCUUAUCUUUCGAUACGAAGCUCGAUAUCAUUGCCGAUCGAAGUCCAGCUGGAGAGACGAGACGAUGUGUUUUGAGUAGCAAAGGACCCAAGUAUGGGAGCGCUAUCGGUUUCCGAAACGCACCAUCGGGAUUCCAACGACGCCUCCACGGCGGCCUAACGACAGUAAAAAACCGUGUUCCUCAAAUCUCCGGCAACUUUGCUGUCUGGGGCGGCCUUUUCUCUGCUAUCGAGUGCACCUUGAUCCGCUGUCGUCGUAAAGAAGAUCCGUGGAAUUCCAUAUUGAGCGGAGCGCUGACUGGAGGCGUUUUGGCCGCGAGAACCGGAUUUGUAUCGAUGAUAGGCAGCGCUACCGUUGGUGGCAUCUUCUUAGCUCUCGUUGAAGGAUUCGGAAUAAUGGCGACGCGACUUCACGCAGAUUCUUUCGCUCAACACAUGCAGAUGUACGAAAUGGAGAAUCUUCCGGAGUUCACCGGACUUGCGCCGAAAGCGAGGAUAGGUUUCACUGGUGCGCCGAUUAACGUGGAUGUGCCGAUGCAGAUGAAUGGUAAUAGCGUGGAGGUUGAUAUGAUCAAAGGUAGAUGAGGACUUUUCUUAAGCUUCUUUAUUUUCUAUUCUAUUUUUUAAGAGUGUUUUUAGAGAUUUGGCAGUGAGGUUAGUGGUUAUGUAUUUGUACAAAUUGUAUUUGCAUCUUGCGAAAGAAAUUCUUUGUGAUUUUCAAAGCGUUUACGGCGGCGAAGAAUAUUUCGUUUAAGUUUUAACGCGGGAAAUUUUGUUAGAAAGUAAGUUUUGUGAGAAACGAUUUAUGUAGUUUUUAGAAGAAAGUACUGAUCCAUUAUCUGCGCGUGGCUGUUAAAAGUAUGUGAUAUUUGUUUGCAACUGUAUCUAGAUUUUUAUCUAUUGUUAUGUAAUAAAUUA